UUCUGUGCUCGCUCUUCGUGAACUCCAACAUAGACCCAUCUCAGGCUCCAUCGAAUCGUAACCAUCACAUGAGGCAUUCAGUGAAUCGUCCACCGACACCAGACGCCAGGGAUGAUCGAGAAAAAGAGCCUUCGCUUCAAGAAAUCAUCAACAUCAAGUUGAUUGAGAGUGGGGAAAAAGAACGGCUGAUGGAGCUUUUGAGGGAAAGGCUCAUAGAUUGUGGGUGGAAGGACGAAAUGAAAGCCCUUUGCAGGGCUUUUGUGAAAAAGAAAGGUAGGAACAAUGUUACUGUGGAUGAUCUUGUGCAUGUAAUUACCCCCAAAGGCAGAGCUUCAGUUCCUGAUUCCAUAAAGGCCGAGCUGUUACAAAGAAUUCGAACCUUUCUGGUUUCAGCUGCUCAUUGAUAUAUAAGCUCUGUAUUGCCCAUCCAGUUAGAGUUUUAGGAAAUCAGAAUCCUUAUAUUGAAUGAAAUCCAGUGGAAGGUUUGUCUGGCAUGCUUUUUGAUUAAUUUGGGUAUCCGCUCAAAUUGCACCAUCUGACCAAGGAAAUGAAAUGUUGCAUGCCACAAGUUUAAGAAAGUUCAGCUUUCUGUAACAGCUACUUAAUAGUCUGAAGAACAAUUUGUGCUUGUAAAAUAAUCACUCUCAUGUGUCAAUAUGUUAUCCAUAUGAAUCUACUAUCUGAUUACUGGGCUCUUUCAAUUCUGUUGACAUUUUUCAGUUUA
Molecule: messenger RNA, 724 nt
Organism: Camellia sinensis
Lineage: Eukaryota; Viridiplantae; Streptophyta; Magnoliopsida; Ericales; Theaceae
Product: transcription and mRNA export factor ENY2
Biological process (GO): positive regulation of DNA-templated transcription; mRNA export from nucleus
Cellular component (GO): nuclear pore; SAGA complex
Molecular function (GO): transcription coactivator activity
Source: RefSeq, a predicted model, not a curated record